Messenger RNA from Penicillium samsonianum, 1197 nucleotides. RefSeq names its product transcription initiation factor TFIID subunit 11 family protein. The transcript has 2 exons. Gene Ontology annotation, biological process: RNA polymerase II preinitiation complex assembly; transcription initiation at RNA polymerase II promoter. Gene Ontology annotation, cellular component: transcription factor TFIID complex; nucleus. The coding region runs from base 1 to 1197 and encodes 398 amino acids. The record is from RefSeq and is a predicted model, not a curated record. Gene Ontology annotation, molecular function: protein heterodimerization activity; transcription coactivator activity. Lineage: Eukaryota; Fungi; Ascomycota; Eurotiomycetes; Eurotiales; Aspergillaceae.
AUGUCGUCACCACCACCAUACCAAUCAUCAUCCAACCCCCUCAAACGACCCUCCAUCGCCUCCUCCGCCUCACAGCCGCUUGGCAAGAAGCAGCGCAUGCACCCACUCCGCCAGACUUCAUUCCCGACCGGCAUCGAUGUUGGAGAUCGCAGUUUUGGUGGUACCAGUGAAGCCGGGAGCGUGACAGGCAGUUUUACAGGGAGUCUGGGCGGAGCAAGCGCAGAUGGAAUCUUCUCUGGUGCCGCACGGGGAAAGAAACGAGGACGCAAGAGUAAAGCCGAGAAAGAGCGGGAACGGGAGCGUGAGGAUGCUCUCAGCACCAGGGCGGGAGAUUCUACACGGUUCGGAUCAGUCGAUAACGAGGGUUCGGUUAGAGGUGGUCCUUCUGGAGGUGGAGGUGGCGGUGGGGGUGCGGACGAUGCGGACGAUUAUGACGAUGACGAUGAGGCAGAGCUAUUCGGGCAGCAAGAAGGAGCGACGGAUACAGAGGCUGAGAAGAAGAACCUAGCGAUUCUGGUUGAUGCUUUCAACCCCAUGCAAUCGGAGCGAUAUGAUCUGUUCAAGCGAGCGAAGCUGCGCAAAGAAACACUCCGCCGUAUCGUGAACCAUGCCCUCUCACAGUCCGUUCCAGCCAGCGUGGUGACGACUGUCAACGGUUUCACCAAGGUCUUCGCUGGUGAAAUGAUUGAAAUGGCGCGAACGGUCCAGACCCAAUGGGCCGAAGCACACGACCUUGCUGCGCGCGAUGCGUUCGAAGCCGAAGAAGCCGCUGCCGAAGCCGCGGCUCAGGCGAAAGCCUCAGGUGUGAACGCAAAUUCAAAACCCUCUACGCCAACCCCCGGAGGCACACCAGUCCCCGGAUCGGCGUCAGCCUCUUUCAGCAACGGAAUUAAGAAAGAACCACAUGACUCUAACCGUACGCCUACACCCUCUAUCCCUACUCAUCAGAACUCGACAACAUCCUCUCCUCACCCAACUCCCAUUCCUCUCCGCGCCAGACGCGAGUUCCGUCCUCCACCAAACCCACACCGUGGCCAGCUUCUACCGUCACAUCUGCGUGAAGCGGUACGGCGGACAAAGCGUGAUGGCGAAGGUGGUGGAGUCGGUUACUCUGGAUUGAGUCUGGAGAACCUGGGAGUUCGUGGCUCAUUCACGUGGAACUCGGGAAGUGCAGGUGGAAGAAGGCUUUUCCGAUAA